AUGCCGGACGAUUCCUUUGUGAUUGAUCAUAAGGUAUUGUACAAUGAUUUGGUUGGAUUGAUUUGUGAAAGAGCGGGGUGGAAUAGAGAGAAUGUGAAUUUGAGUCUAUCGAUUUUGUAUGAUACGAUGGGCAAUGGUUUUAGGCAUAUCGCCAAAAUCAAGGACGACGCAUCGUUGCAAGUAUUGUAUUUCCUCCCAAAUUCGACAUAUAUUGAUUUGUAUGUGGAUUUGGAGGUGGCGGGUACUUCUAGGUCCCAUUUGGAAGUAGGGACAAGUAGUGGUAGGCCGAAUGUGGAGAAUGUCGAUUACAUGGAAGAUGAUGAUGUGGGUGGACCGUUUAUGGAGGAUGGCGAUGACAUGGAAGAUAAUCACGGUGAAGAUGAUGAAGUCUACACAUCGAUAAGUGAUCAAAGCGAUAAAAACCAAUCAAUAUCCGAAGGAAGUCGGGAGAGUGAUGAAGAGGUUGAAGACAAAUUCGCCACAAAGGACAGGCACAUAUAUCGUUCACAGGGUACAUGGGAUCAUACAAAAGUGGACAAGGAUGAAUUUCAACUUACCAUGUGGGACGGGACAACCGCAACAAUCGGGAUAAGGACUUGUUUCAAGAAUAAGGAAGAAGCAAAAAAUGAAUGUGAGACGCUUAUUGCUCAUCUCAUAAGGCAUAAGGUUGAGUUGGACCCAGAUUCUGAAGUGAAGCUCAUUCAGGAAGAAGUGAAAGACCGUAUGCAUGUCGAUGUUCCUUACCACAGGGCAUGGGAGGGAAGGAGAAAAGCUAUCGAUCUUGUUUACGGUGACUGGGUUUCCAAUUUUGACAUACUUCCAAGUAAUUUGGUGGCGCAGUUUCGAAGUAAAAAGAUCAAAAGGUUGUGUUGGGAGAUGUGCCCGAAACUUUCAAAGUCUAAAUUCAAAGAACUAAGGAAAGAGCUACGUGUUUUGAGCAAUGAUGCUUAUUUGUAUCUCGAGGAGAUUGAUGCUUGUCAGUGGACUCUUGCCAAAGACAAACACUAUCGUUGGGGUAACCAGACAACCAACAUUUCUGAGAGCUACAACAACGUCCUCAAGGGCGUUCGUUUCUUGCCGAUCCGAGCUUUGGUGGAAGCCACUUCUAUUAAGACUGUGGAUUUGUUCCAGGAAGAAUACGUGAAGUCGAGCAAAUGUAUUACGCCGGUCCCAACUGACUUGUGGGAAGACUUCAAGAAAAAUGAAAAAAAGGCCGCGCAACACAAAGUCAACCGUUAUGGUGCUAUUAAUGGCAAGUUCAAGGUUGAAAGUAGAGCCCGACUUGGUGGUAAAGGGGACAACAUGUACACUGUGAAAUAUGAAGAGAAGAAGUUUUCUUGCAAGAAGUGGCAAGAGUAUAGGUUCCCUUGUACACAUGCACUAGCCAUGUGUCGGAAGAUAAAAGAUCAACCAAUAAAUACAUUGAAUCCAUAUUUCAGGGUUGUUGCUUGGCAAGACCAAUUCAGUGGGCGCGAUGACUUUUCCCCGGUCCCUGAUAAGAGAAGAUGGCCUAUGGUUGGAUGGAGACUCGUUCCUAACUACGAGCGAGUUAUUAUGCAUGCUCGACCUGGUCAUUGGCAAAAGAAGAGAUUUAAAAUGCAAAUGGAUUAUAGGGGACGCAAAUCGAGGGGUGAAUGUUUGAGAUGUGGCUCAAGGAAUCAUUUCACCAAUGCGUGCCCAAAAUCACACAAGAAAUCCAAUAGGACAAGGCUCAAGAUCAAUUGGGACGCUGAUGGUCUUCACAACGACUAG
Molecule: messenger RNA, 1752 nt
Organism: Oldenlandia corymbosa var. corymbosa
Lineage: Eukaryota; Viridiplantae; Streptophyta; Magnoliopsida; Gentianales; Rubiaceae
Source: the annotation of a GenBank genome assembly